AUGAGUUUCGCUAUUCAAUCUCGAGGCAUCAUAGCCUGCAGCCUUCGACCUUCGACCUUCGACCAAAGCCAAUCGCCAUUUCAACAGUCUCUUUUCACAUCCCUUUCCAAGCAGUACACAAUACUUAGCACUUUGUUCGCUCCAAAUCUUGCAAUGGCUUCCUCGAGCAUCUUCUAUCUAGGUGAUAUCAUCCUCGUCAACCUCCCGGGGGAUAACACCAAAUGCUUCGGAACGACCGUGAAGAACGAGAAUUGCGACAGCCGCCUCGGCAAAGACAAGAGGCAAGCUGCGAAAAAGAUUCUCCAACAUGCUAUUGCAUACGAAGACCUCAGCGGCGGUCUAGCCAAGGAAGAGAUCAAGGACCUUGCGCAGAUUCUUGUCAAAUGCAAACAUGAUGCAAAGUGCCGAGAAAAGCUCCAAAAUAAAUGGCUCAGUCUUUUUGAAAAGCACCGUAAGAAUCAGAUGGCUACACAGCAGCAGCCUCUUGAUACGGAAGCUACUCCACCGUUGCCAAUCACUCCCGAAGACAUCGAAACCAGUGAUAUUACUGAGCCCUCGACUGUUCAAGACCCCAUCACCAAGGGGCAAGUUGCCUACCCCGUCCUACGUAUCCCGGAUCCCGAAGAGUCAACGACAGAGGUUCCAGAGAGACUAGAGGUUCUGCCGCUAGUUUCCUUGCGGAGUGCUCCAGAGAGUUUACCCGCUUACCACCCCACGAUCCACGAGGAUCUCCCCAUUAGCCUGUCUUCAAAUUGGAUACUCUCUUACAUGAUUGGUUUCGUCAUGCAAAUAGGCAAGAAUGUUCUCGCUAUGAUGUUCGUGCGAUUCGGCAGUGUCUCCACACAAGAUCAGGCCGGUCGGAUCACGAAACCAGUGACUCAUCUCAAGUUCCUGCUUGGUUUUGAUUUUACGAUCAGAAAUUCGAGGCUCGGGAUCUGCAUGUAUACUUUGGUACUUCUUGCGCUGUUUCGAUUGUUUUUCUCUGUGUUAUGGCCUUUGUCGGGGUAUGUUGUAGGAGGAUAUUUCGUUCUCUUGGCGGUAUCGGGGGCAUGGAAUCGAAAAGUGGCCAUUGAGGAAUGA
This is a messenger RNA of Penicillium atrosanguineum, 1080 nucleotides long. RefSeq lists its product as uncharacterized. The record is from RefSeq and is a predicted model, not a curated record. Lineage: Eukaryota; Fungi; Ascomycota; Eurotiomycetes; Eurotiales; Aspergillaceae. Bases 1 to 1080 code for a protein of 359 amino acids. The transcript has a single exon.